CAACUCGAAUGCUUUUCUUGACCAGUAAGUACAAAUAUUUACCCUGCAAUCUCUAAUUUGUCGCUAUGUUUCAAAACCGACUUAAAAAUGGGAUGAAGUAUCGCACAAGCCAAGAUAAAACAAAACACAUCCUUCGUUUUAAGUGAUCGGAAACAAACCCUAACUAACUCCGUUAAAUCCCAAUUUUUCACGGCGUGACGAUGAAGAGAAUCGUGAGGAUAUCGUUCACCGACGCGGAAGCCACCGAUUCCUCCAGCAGCGAAGAAGACGAACGGAACAACACCGCCGAAUCGCCGUCGCGUCGUCGCCGAGGGAAGAGGUUCGUCAACGAGAUCGUCAUCGACCCGUCCGAUUCAUCGGCCAAUAAGAACAAUCGCGAUCGCGGCAAGACGCGGUUCAAGAUCAGGAUCCCGGCGAGGGUUAAUAACAAGAAGAAGGGGGAGAAGUUCCGAGGGGUGAGGCAGAGACCGUGGGGGAAAUGGGCGGCGGAGAUCAGGUGCGGCAAAUCUCGCGACGGACGGCCUCUUCGAAUCUGGCUAGGGACGUUCGAGACGGCGGAGGAAGCUGCUUUGGCGUAUGAUAAGGCGGCGGUUCAGCUGAUUGGGCCCGACGCGGUGACUAAUUUCGGUUGUUCUAAGGCGGUGGUGAAGGAAGGUUCGGAAGCUGGCACCUCCGCGGGAGGGGCAUGAUCGUCUUUUGUAAAUUGAUAAUCAUUUCUUUUUUCUUUUUUUUUUUAACUUCAAAAGUUGUGUGUUGUGAAUAAAAGUCAUCAUAACAUGUGUGCAGUUAUUUUUAAUUUCUCAUUCCAGAUUCUUGGUUUAUGUUAACUGUACAUUGUGAAUCUGGUUUUUGUGUUUCUUCAUUGUGCAGAUUUGGGAUAACUGUUUGCUUGAAUUUUUCAUGUUUAUUGUGGAUUUGAUUGAUUUAUAAAGUCUUUUUUUUCUU
This is a messenger RNA of Raphanus sativus (radish), 945 nucleotides long. Its product is annotated as ethylene-responsive transcription factor ERF069-like. Gene Ontology annotation, molecular function: DNA binding; DNA-binding transcription factor activity. Bases 201 to 689 code for a protein of 162 amino acids. The transcript has a single exon. NCBI's taxonomy places the organism in Eukaryota, Viridiplantae, Streptophyta, Magnoliopsida, Brassicales, Brassicaceae. The record is from RefSeq and is a predicted model, not a curated record. Gene Ontology annotation, biological process: regulation of DNA-templated transcription.